AUGGAGAGGACAAUAACAGAUCUCAAAGCUAGGGAGGAACUACGACAGGUCCCCCGAGGAUUUGCUCUUUACCUUCCCCCUCCGUUGCGACGUCACAGCUCGAGAGCCGGCGUCGGCUCUGUACAACCUGUGACCCGAACAACGUCGCUGUCGCUGAUAACCACUCGAUUAGACCUCGCACUCAAGAAAACCACAAAGGAGAAGCGGAGGCAAGGACGACCCAGAGUUUCGCUACCACAGCAAGGUUUAGGUGUGCCUUCUGCCGCUAGAGGACGGCGGCCCCGAGGAACCCCACACGCUAGUAGUUCGCAACCUUCUGCGCAACGCAGGCAUGGAAAGGAUCGGCACGGUCAAACACCAGGUCCCCGAAAUCCGUUGACACCUCUAGUCGAAUCUUCAUCUUCGGCGAAGGCUUGGUGGUUAGACGUAGCGAAUCCGGAUUGGGAGGAUAUCAGAGCCAUAGGACGACUUCUUCACCUACAUCCUCUAACUCUCGAAGAUAUAUUCCAACAAGAGCCCCGAGAGAAGUUAGAGUUCUUUUCUAGGCUUGGAUACUACUUCCUUGUCUUCCGAGCUAUUGAAAGUCAAGCCACACAGGAGAAGAUACAGCGAGCAGAUCUACAUCAUGGACAGAGCGGAGGAAUCGUGGGAGAAGCGAUUGUAUACCUUGUGGUGUUUGAAGAGGGUAUAUGCACUUUCCAUUUCGCCGACGCAUCAGAGCACAUCAAUAGAGUCAUUAAUCGGAUCCUUCUCCUUGAAGAGGUAACCAACAUGUCUUCCGAUUGGAUCGCUCAUGGGAUGCUGGACUCAGUAGUAGACUCUUUCUUUCCUGUCCUAGAGAAAGUGGAGCAGGAAGUGAGUGAGAUUGAGAAGCUCGUAUUCUUCCCCCAAGAGGCCACGGGGCCGCCGACUGUUACUCCUCCGUCUUCUCAGCCUCCUUCUACCGUAGGGAGCGAAGAUGAGAAAUUCAGCAAGGCAUCCAGCGAAACGCCUCUCCCGAUACUAGAGGUUACUCGGCCAACUCAGAUACGAUUUUCUCUUCGGUUGAAUCCACGGUUGAUGUAUCGACGUUUGAAACGAUUCAUCCGUGCACGAUGGUCCGCUGCGAAGGAGGAUGACAUGGCUGCUCAGACGUAUCAGAAGCCUUCGCCACUUCAGCGUAUGGCUAGGACACGGAGACUGGUGACCACCCUCACGAGGUUGUUGGGCUCGAAGUCGGAGGUAGUUUCGCAGAUGAGAAAGCGAUUGCUUAAUGGCUCUGGGACGGGGAUUGAGAAGGGUGACGACGAUGUUGCCAUUUAUAUUGGUGAUGUGCAAGAUCAUAUCCUCUCGCUGCAGCACUCGCUUGCUCACUACGAGCGCAUGCUUAGCCAAUCCCACCCCGCCUACCUCGUCCAACUGCGCACUAAUCUUGCAAGGGCGCGGUCUGGCAGCGAUGCUGCCAUCUUUUAUCUUACGAUCGUCACUAUUGGGGUAUUGUGUCUUCAGGUUCUCUUUGGUGCAUUCUCACUGAACGUAGAGGUUCCGGGCAACGUUCGGAACCCAGAAGAGCCCUUUACGGUCUUCGGGGAAAUGAUUGCGGUUUCGGUGGUCAUCAUCUGCGCUUACCUUGCCAACGUCCGUCGGUGGUAUAUUCGUGCUAAGAAGCGCCGUACGGUCCUUUAA
Pleurotus ostreatus (oyster mushroom) is the source of this 1665-nucleotide messenger RNA. RefSeq lists its product as uncharacterized. Gene Ontology annotation, molecular function: magnesium ion transmembrane transporter activity. NCBI's taxonomy places the organism in Eukaryota, Fungi, Basidiomycota, Agaricomycetes, Agaricales, Pleurotaceae. Bases 1 to 1665 code for a protein of 554 amino acids. Gene Ontology annotation, biological process: intracellular magnesium ion homeostasis; magnesium ion transmembrane transport. The transcript has 7 exons. Gene Ontology annotation, cellular component: plasma membrane. The record is from RefSeq and is a predicted model, not a curated record.